This is a messenger RNA of Colletotrichum costaricense, 1158 nucleotides long. Its product is annotated as HET domain-containing protein. Bases 1 to 1158 code for a protein of 385 amino acids. Lineage: Eukaryota; Fungi; Ascomycota; Sordariomycetes; Glomerellales; Glomerellaceae. The record is from RefSeq and is a predicted model, not a curated record. The transcript has 4 exons.
AUGUGGCUUGUCAAUACGAAGACCCUCGUCCUCGAGAGCUUCGCGGAGCCCUCCGAAAUCGACUAUGCCAUACUCUCGCACACUUGGGAGAGCGGCGAGAUCUCUUUUCAGGAGAUGUCCUCCACCGCUGUGGCGUCAACGACGAAAAGCAAGGCAGGCUUUGACAAGAUCGCAAAGACCUGUGAGAUUGCACAGGAGAAGGGCCUGGGAUACGCGUGGAUCGACACCUGUUGCAUCGACAAGUCCAGCAGCGCCGAGCUCAGCGAAGCCAUUAACUCCAUGUUUCGAUGGUACCAGGAGGCGAAGGUGCAAGAGCUCAUCGCGCCGGCCGAUGUGGAGUUUUACGAUGCUGGGUGGAAGUUGAGGUUCUCCAAAGACGUAUGGUCGGGGCGUCUAUCGACGAUAACCAACAUCGAUAUCGAUAUCUUGACAUUCGAGAAGGAACUAUCGGCUGUUCCCGUUGCCGUCAAAAUGUCAUGGGCAGCGCAUCGCCGAACGACCCGUGUCGAGGAUCGGGCCUACUCCCUCCUCGGGCUCUUCGACAUCCACAUCCCCAUGAUCUACGGCGAGGGCAGAAAAGCCUUUCAGCGACUCCAGGAAGAGAUUGCCAAGGAGACAGAUGACUUGUCGCUGUUCGCCUGGGUAGCAGUUGAUGAGAAUCAGCGUUUUAUCGACGUGUGCGUCAGGAAGACGGUCACGGCCUCAGAGAGCCGCAGACUCGAGCAGCGGCCGGGCCACUUCUUCAAGCUGGAAUGGGCUCCAGGAGACUGCCUCAGCAGAUGUGGCAAGCUUCUCGCGGCCGAGCCCAGCUUCCUCUGGAACCCCGUCUAUCGGGGAUUCGUGGGGGAGGCACAGGCUGAAGAUUUUAUGGGCAUCAUCAAGUUGUCCUUGAGCGCCCUGCCUUCGAAUGUCAUCAUCUGUCUAGUUCUGUUCAAGGUCAAAGAUCGACCGCCUGAGGUUCAGCUCUUCCUGGUCCCAGACUGGCCAUGGGAGCUGAAGGAGGGCAUAGUCUAUCCUGAGGUCACAGCAGAGGUGGAUGAGAAGAUGCGCCUUAUACUAUCUUGCAAAUAUCUCAAGGAGCCUCAAAGGGUACAGGAGCAAAAAGGGCUUCCAUUCCUUCCCAUGGCAGACCUGAUACGAUAUAUGUCAGACAAAUGA